Messenger RNA from Hibiscus syriacus, 5947 nucleotides. Its product is annotated as transcription elongation factor SPT6 homolog. The coding region runs from base 141 to 5798 and encodes 1885 amino acids. Lineage: Eukaryota; Viridiplantae; Streptophyta; Magnoliopsida; Malvales; Malvaceae. Gene Ontology annotation, cellular component: transcription elongation factor complex. Gene Ontology annotation, molecular function: histone binding; nucleosome binding; nucleic acid binding. The record is from RefSeq and is a predicted model, not a curated record. Gene Ontology annotation, biological process: positive regulation of transcription elongation by RNA polymerase II; transcription elongation by RNA polymerase II; transcription elongation-coupled chromatin remodeling. The transcript has 17 exons.
UGCCUGUAAUUGUUCUACUCGUCAAUAUGUUUAGCGAUUAGGGUUUUAUAUCGGAAGAAAACAGAACGAUUUCGUAAAUCGAAGCACCUAUCUGUCGUUUUCUCUGUUGUUCUUUGCAUUGCUUCUCUUUUUUCUGAAAUAUGGGCAAAAAUGUUGCUUCCGAUGAUGAAGUUGAGUUGGAGGUCGACGAGGAUGGAGAGCCCAUUGAGGAAGAAGAUGAAGAGGAUGACGAUGAGGGACAAGAUGAGUAUGAGAAUGAUGGAUUCAUAGUUGAUGAUGUGGAGGAUGAAGAGGUCGAUGAAGAAAGUGAUGAGGAAAGGCGGAAAAAAAAGAAGAAAAGAAAGAAGAAGGAAGCGGAGGACCUUGAUGAAGAUGAUUAUGAGCUUCUCCGGGAGAAUGAUGUUAAUGUACCAAAGGGUAGCAAGAAAUUUAAGCGGUUAAAGAAGGCUCAAAGGGAUUUAGAUGAACGAUUUGGGCUCUCUGAUGAUGAGUUUGAUGGGAACAUGAAGGGUGGAAGAACUGCCGAGGAAAAGCUUAAGCGUACCUUAUUUGGUGACGAUGAUGAUAUACCUGAAGAUGAAGGGCAAAUAGAUGAGGAAGAGGAUGGAGAUAUGGGUGAAGAAGAUGAAAUGGCUGACUUUAUUGUAGAAGAAGAUGAUGUGCCUGGAGCUUCUGUUAGACGGAAGAAGAUGAGUAAGAAAUCGAGGCAUGCAUUUGAUGUUUCAUCAUCUGCUUUAAAGGAAGCUCAGGAUAUAUUUGGUGAUGUUGAUGAACUACUCCUGCUACGCAAACAGGGAUUAGAUUAUAGUGAUCAGAAAGAAAGGAGACUUGAAGAUCAAUUUGAACCGACUGUUCUUUCUGAAAAGUAUAUGACAGAAAAGGAUGAUGAAAUUCGGAUGAUUGAUAUUCCAGAAAGAAUGCUGAUUUCUGAGGAAAGCACUGGCAGUCCUCCAACAGAUGAAGAGAGCAUAAUAGAAGAGGGUACCUGGGUGCAUAAACAGCUUACAAGUGGUGCAGUACCUUUAUUUGGUCAAGAAAGGACGGAUAUUUCUAUAAACAAGGAUGACAUCAUGAGGUUUUUGGACCUUACACAUGUGCAGAAGUUAGACAUUCCCUUUAUUGCGAUGUAUCGCAAGGAGCUAUGCCUAAGUCUGCUACAAGAUCCUGAGCCGCAUGAGGUCGAUGAUGUUGAUCAAGAUAACUCUGAUAAAACACCUACCAUAAAGUGGCACAGGGUACUUUGGGCAAUUCGGGACCUGGACCGAAAAUGGUUGCUUCUUCAAAAGAGGAAGAGUGGCCUUCGGUCACAUUAUAAUAAGCGGUUUGAAGAAGAAUCUCGUCGGAUAUAUGAUGAGACAAAACUUAACUUGAAUCAACAGCUUUUUGAGUCAAUUCUUAAGGAUCUCGAGGAUGCUGAAUCCGAAAGGGAAGUUGAUGAUGUUGAUGCCAAGUUCAACUUGCAUUUCCCACCAGGGGAGGUUGGUGUGGAUGAAGGUCCAUAUAAGAGGCCCAAGAGGAGAUCACAAUAUAGUAGUUGCUAUAAGGCGGGUUUGUGGGAGGUUGCAAGCAAUUUUGGAUACAGUGCUCAACAACUUGGAUCUCAAUUAUCUCUGGAAAAGUUGCCUAAGGAUGAGUUGGAAGAUCCUAAGGAGACACCUGAAGAGAUGGCUUCAAAUUUUACAUGUGCAAUGUUUGAGACUCCACAAUCUGUCCUCAAAGGAUCCAGACAUAUGGCGGCGCUUGAGAUAAGUUGUGAGCCAUCUGUCAAGAAAUAUGUUCGUAAAAUCUAUAUGAAAAAUGCUGUAGUAUCAACCUGUCCAACUUCUGAUGGAAAAAUAGCCAUAGACUCAUUCCAUCCGUUUGCCGGUGUGAAGUGGUUGCGGGAGAAACCAUUGAGUAAAUUUGAGGAUGCACAAUGGCUCCUUAUCCAGAAGGCUGAAGAGGAGAAGCUUCUUCAAGUAACUUUUAAUCUACUUGAAAAUUUUUUGGAUGACUUGAUUAAAGAAUGUAACGAGAGAUAUCUCAGUAAUGGUGUUAGUAGAUCUGCCCAACAAUGGAAUGAGCAGAGAAAGCAGAUAUUGAAUGAUGCUCUUUUCAGUUUCCUUUUGCCUUCAAUGGAGAAAGAAGCAAGAUCGUUGUUGGCUAGUAGAGCUAAGAGCUGGUUACGUUUGGAAUAUGGCAAGGGUUUGUGGAAUAAAGUUUCCGUGGGGCCUUAUCAAAGGAAGGAAAAUGAUAGUAAUUCUGAUGAGGAAGCUGCACCACGUGUCAUGGCAUGCUGUUGGGGCCCUGGGAAGCCUGCAACUACUUUUGUGAUGCUAGAUUCAUCUGGAGAGGUGCUUGAUGUUCUUUACACUGGUUCUCUUACAUUUCGAUCUCAGAAUGUUAAUGACCAGCAAUGCAAGAAAAAUGAUCAGCAGCGUGUUUUGAAGUUUAUGACCGAUCAUCAACCACAUAUUGUUGUUCUUGGAGCUGUGAAUUUGUCUUGUACCCGGUUGAAAGAUGAUAUUUAUGAGAUUAUUUUUAAAAUGGUGGAGGAAAAUCCUAGAGAUGUUGGGCAUGAAAUGGAUGAGCUAAGCAUUGUAUAUGGGGAUGAGUCUCUACCUCGUCUCUAUGAAAAUUCUCGGAUUUCAGCAGACCAGUUACCUGGCACAACAGGCAUUGUUAAGCGGGCUGUUGCCCUUGGGCGUUAUCUUCAAAAUCCCCUGGCAAUGGUAGCAACUCUGUGUGGGCCCGAGAAGGAAAUAUUAUCUUGGAAACUUAAUCCAUUGGAGAACUUUCUAACAUCAGAUGAGAAGUAUUCUAUGAUCGAACAGGUUUUGGUUGAUGUCACAAACCAGGUUGGCCUCGAUGUUAAUUUGGCUGCAAGCCACGAAUGGUUGUUUGCUCCUCUGCAAUUCAUUUCUGGUCUUGGGAGUAGAAAGGCAGCAUCACUGCAGAGGUCAUUGUUAAGAGUUGGAACAAUUUUCAGUCGGAAAGACUUCGUGCAAGUCCAUGGUCUUGGUAAGAAGGUGUUUGUCAAUGCAGCAGCCUUUCUACGUGUCCGUCGGAGUGGGCUUGCUGCCAACGGCAGCCAGUUCAUUGAUUUGCUGGAUGACACUAGAAUACAUCCAGAAUCUUAUCUUGUUGCCCAGGAAUUGGCCAAAGAUGUAUAUGAUGAGGAUUUUAAAGGUGAUAAUGAAGAUGAUGAUGCAUUGGAGAUGGCAAUAGAACAUGUUAGGGACCGACCUAGUUUGUUGAAAAGCCUCCGAAUUGAUAACUAUCUAGAAAGCAAGAAGAAGUAUCUAGAAAGCAAGAAGCGCGACAAUCUGAGGGAGACCUUCUAUGAUAUAAAAAGGGAAUUAAUUCAUGGUUUUCAGGAUUGGCGUAAGCCAUACAAGGAACCAAGCCAAGAUGAGGAGUUCUACUUGAUUUCGGGUGAAACCGAGGAUACCCUGGCAGAAGGCCGAAUUUUGCAAGCAACAAUUCGCAGAGUUCAAGGUGGAAGAGCUAUCUGUGCACUUGAAUCUGGAUUAACUGGGAUGAUUAUGAAAGAAGACUAUGCAGAUGAUUGGGGAGAUAUUGCUGAGUUGUCUGAUAGGCUUCAUGAAGGUGACAUUCUGACCUGCAAGAUCAAAUCAAUUCAAAAGAAUAGGUAUCAGGUGUUCCUGGUUUGUAAAGAUAGCGAGAUGAGAAGUAAUCGACACCAGCAGUUUCAGAAUCUUGACCCUUACUACCAUGAGGAGCGAAGCAGCAUACAGAGUGACCAAGAGAAAGCUCUCAAAGAGAGGGAGAUGGCCAAAAAACAUUUUAAGCCGAGGAUGAUUGUCCAUCCACGCUUCCAAAAUAUUACUGCUGAUGAAGCUAUGGAGUAUUUAUCUGACAAGGAUCCUGGAGAAAGCAUCUUCCGUCCCAGUUCUCGUGGGCCUUCUUUUCUUACUUUAACUCUAAAAGUUUAUGAUGGAGUUUAUGCUCACAAAGAUAUAGUUGAAGGUGGAAAAGAACACAAGGACAUCACCAGCUUGCUCCGCAUUGGGAAGAUAUUGAAAAUCGGGGAAGACACUUUUGAGGAUUUGGAUGAGGUAAUGGAUAGAUAUGUUGAUCCCCUUGUGUCUCAUCUAAAGGCGAUGCUGAGUUAUCGCAAGUUCAGGAAGGGAACUAAAGCUGAGAUUGACGAGCUUCUAAGGGUUGAGAAAUCAGAGCAUCCUAUGAGAAUCGUGUAUUGCUUUGGCAUUUCUCAUGAACAUCCUGGCACUUUCAUUCUUACUUAUAUACGGAGUUCAAAUCCACACCAUGAGUAUAUUGGCUUAUAUCCCAAGGGAUUCAAGUUCAGAAAAAGGAUGUUUGAGGACGUUGACCGUCUGGUUGCAUAUUUCCAGAAGCAUAUUGAUGAUCCACCGCAUGAGUCAGCUCCAUCAAUUAGAUCAGUUGCAGCGAUGGUACCAAUGCGGAGCCCUGCUGGCGGAGGCUCUUCUGGGGCAUCUAGUGAUUGGGGUGGUCCGACAAAUGAUGGUGGUUGGGGAGACGGUGAUCAGUCUUCCACUCCAGGCCGUGGCCGAGACCGGCAUCCAAGUGGUGCUCCACGACCGUAUGGUGAACGUGGACGUGGACGUGGUCGUGGUAGGGGUGGCCGAGGACGUAAUGAGAGGCAAGAUUCCUCUUAUGGUGACACUCCCAAAUGGGAGUCAGGUAGCUCUAAGAAAGGGGAUGAUGAUGGUUGGGGCAGUUUCCCUGGUGCUAAAGUCCAAAACUCUCCUGGUAGAGAAGCUUUCCCUGGUGGUUGGGGUGCUUCUGGAACUGAAAGUGGCAGUGGUAAUGGCGGCAGCAGUGGUUGGGGUGGCGGAGGUGGUGGUGGAUGGGGUGCCUCUGGAACUAAAAAUGGAAGUGGCAAGGGUGGCGGCAGCGGUGUAUGGGGUACUUCUGGAACUGAAAGUGGAAGUGGUGGCAGUGGCGGUGGUGGAUGGGGUGCUUCUGGAGCCGAAAGUGGAAGUGGCAAGGGUGGUGGUGGUGGAUGGGGUGCUUCUGGAACUCAAAGUGGAAGUGGCAAGGGUGGCAGCAGCGGUGUAUGGGGUGCUUCUGGAAUUGAAGGUGGAAGUGGCGGCAGUGGUUGGGGUGGCGGCAGCGGUGGAUGGGGUGCUUCUGGAACUCAAAGUGGAAGUGGCAAGGGUGGCGGCGGCGGCGGAUGGGGUGCUUCUGGAACUGAAGGUGGAAGUGGUGGCAGUGGUGGAUGGGGUGCUUCUGGAACUAAAGGUGGAAGUGGUGGCAGUGGUGGAUGGGGUGCUUCUGGAACUAAAGGUGGAAGUGGUGGCAGUGGUGAAUGGGGUGCUUCUGGAACUGAAAUUGAAAGUGGCAAGGGUGGCGGUGGAUGGGGUGCUUCUGGAACUGAAAGUGGAAAUGGAAAGAGCGGCAAUAGUGGUUGGGGUGGCGGCGGCGGCGGUGGAUGGGGUGCUUCUGGAAGUGGAAGUGGCAAGGGGGGCGGUGGUGGUGGAUGGGGUGCAUCUGGAACUGAAAGUGGAAGUGGUAAGGGUGGUGGAGGAUGGGGUGCUUCUGGAACUGAUAGUGGAAGUGGCAAGGGAGGCGGCAAUGGUGGAUGGGGUGCAUCUGGAACUGAAAGUGGAAGUGGUAAGGGUGGUGGAGGAUGGGGUGCUUCUGGAACUGAUAGUGGAAGUGGCAAGGGAGGCGGCAAUGGUGGAUGGGGUGCUUCUGGUACUGAAAGUGGGAGUGGAAAUGGCCGAGGCUGCAGUGGCUGGGGCGGCGGUUCUAACAAUGGGGGUUCCGGCUGGGGAUCUGCUCCCAAGAGCAAUAGUUCUGGUGGUUGGUAAAAAGCCUUGGAAGUUUUGUUAACCCCUUAGCCAAGCUAUGGUUAGUGUUUAGUUUUUAAGCGGAAUCUUUAGCUUUGGCUGUUAGGCCCUCUCAUGACUUUGAAUGAAAUCUUUUGGUACUCCACAUUAUGUCCUUUUUGCGUAUAUAU